AUGUCGGAAAAACGAGCCGUUCUUACCAAAGAUGCACCCCCACCUUUGCCGGGCAUUUACUCGCAAGCCAUAGUUGCCAACGGUCUUGUCUUUUGCUCUGGCUCUGUACCCAUGGACGCUACGACUGGCAAGAUCAUUGAUGGCGAUGUCAAAGCGCACACGCAUCAAUGCAUAAAGAACCUCACAAAGGUUCUGGAAGCUUCUGGAUCCGACAUCACCAAGGUGGUCAAAGUCAAUGUUUUCUUGUCCAACAUGGACGACUUCGCGGAAAUGAACUCGGUCUAUACCCUUUACUGGGGUGAUAUUAAACCUUGUCGAACAUGUGUUGCGGUGAAGACACUACCGUUAAACACCGACGUGGAAAUCGAAUGUGUUGCUACUUUAUAG
This is a messenger RNA of Penicillium verhagenii, 387 nucleotides long. RefSeq names its product putative L-PSP endoribonuclease family protein Brt1. Lineage: Eukaryota; Fungi; Ascomycota; Eurotiomycetes; Eurotiales; Aspergillaceae. The transcript has 3 exons. The coding region runs from base 1 to 387 and encodes 128 amino acids. The record is from RefSeq and is a predicted model, not a curated record. Gene Ontology annotation, cellular component: mitochondrion; cytosol. Gene Ontology annotation, molecular function: deaminase activity.